AGAGGGAGAGCCGCUGCUGCUGUUGUUAAUGUUUUAAAAAGAAAAGAAUUUCCCUCUCUGUUCCCCCCCGUCCCGGGAACUGGCAGCUUGGAAAACCGACAGGACAAACCUGCAGAAGGUUCCUGCCCCUUUUUCUUUCCUUGUGGGUGCUGCAUGGAGUUGGACUGUGCUGUGUCUGUGGGGGUUUUUUUUAAGCCCAGGACAUUUCUGAGUUGCAGAAAGCAGACGGGACUAAGUAACGGAAUCCAAUUUGCGUCAAGGAAGAGGCUAAGGCUUCAGGAAGCAGAUUGGGACACGGUGGCACAUUUCCCUGGAUAAGAGAGAGAGAGAGAGAAGAGAAGAAGGGGCUUUGGAAUGCCCCCACCCAGUGGGCUCAGACGGAAGGCAGUGUGUCUGUGAAGUUUGACAAGAGGUUUGGUGUUUGGGCUGCCAGAGCAGACUCUCUCUCUCUCACACACACAGACACAGCGAUGAAGCUGUGCCCCAGGCUCGUCUUCUUCCUGUGCCUGCUCUCCCAGGCUGACUGCUGCUCACAGUUGCUCACCAACACAUGCAUCUGCAUCGAGGAGAGACCAAAAGGAGCCAGUUACCCCGAGGUGCGGAGGAAGGUGGUGUGCAGCAAACAGGAACUGCAGGAUGUUCCUCAGAGCAGCCUGCUCCCCAACAGGACUGCACAUCUAAUACUGAGCAACAAUAAGAUUGUAAUCCUCAAGGCUGGUGCUUUCUCUGGACUUCAGGCCCUUGAGAAAUUGGAUUUGAAGAAUAAUCUGAUCAGCACCAUCCAACCCGGAGCGUUCCAGGGUCUGUCAGCUCUCCGACGCCUAGACCUGUCCAACAACCGAAUUGGCUGCUUGAAGCCAGCCAUGUUCCAGAACCUGACCAACCUGACCAGAUUGAAUCUGUCAGGAAACAUCUUCUCCACUCUCCACCCAGAGCUCUUCGCUGCCUUGGUCUCGUUGAAAGUGGUUGACUUCAACACGGAAUUCCUGAUUUGUGACUGUAACAUGCGGUGGGUCCUGAACUGGCAGCAGAGAAGGCUGGUACGGGUCUCCAAGGACACCCUCUGUGCCUAUCCCAGGGCACUGAGGAGGCAACCCUUCAGGGACCUGAAGGAAAGCCAACUGGUGUGUGAUGGGCCACUGGAGCUGCCAAUCCUGCAGUUGAUUCCAUCCCUUCGGCAGGUAGUUUUCCAAGGAGAUCGGCUGCCGCUCCUGUGCACCGCCACCUAUUUGGACAACAGCACCAGGGUGUUGUGGUACCAUAACAACAUGUUGGUGCAGCCGCAGGAGGAGGGAGCUGUGAUCACUGUCGAGAGCUUGAUUCAUGACUGCUGCCUGAUAUCCAGUGAAUUAAUCCUUUCAAACAUUUACCUGCUUGCCAGUGGGGAAUGGGAGUGUGUCAUCACAACAUCGCGUGGCAAAGUAUCCAGAAAAGUGGACAUUGUGGUGAUCGACACGUCUGCAACCUACUGUCAGGCUGAACAGGUCACAAACAACAGGGGAGAGUUCAGGUGGCCUCGUACUCUGGCUGGGAUAACUGUCUACCAGCCGUGCCUGCAGUAUCCCUAUCCUUCCAGCUCUGUCAACGGAGUCUCCCUGGAGAAGAGGACUUCCCGGAAAUGCCAGCGCUCAGGCCAGUGGGAGGAUGCGGAUUAUUCCGAGUGUCUCUACACCAAUGACUACACCCGGGUCCUGUACACCUUCAUCCUGAUGCCCAUCAACAGUUCCAAUGCCCUGACCCUUGCUCAUCAGUUGCUGGCCUACACUGUGGAAGCUGCCAAUUUCUGUGAUAUGAUGGAUGUCAUUUACGUAGCUCAGAUGAUUGAGAAAUUCAUCAGCUUCACCGCUGAGAUCCAUGACCUCAGCGACCUGGUUGUGGAAAUGGCCAGUAAUAUGAUGUUGGUGGAUGACCAUGUUCUGUGGAUGGCACAGCAGGACAGUGCUGCCUGUUCCAGGAUUGUCCGAUCGGUGGAACACAUCGCUGUCCUCACCCUGGCGUCGGAUUCCCAGGCCAUCACCAAGGUUUCUACAAACAUUGCUGUGGAAGCGUUCCUGGUGAAGCCGGCCGGAUACAUGGGUCUCAGUUGCACAGCAUUCCAGAGGGAGCACCCAUUCCCCAACAGGGAAGGCCAGGUGCAUGGUACCAGACCACAACUCAGCUUCCGCUGUAACACUGGGAACCUCACCGGCUCUCUGGGAAACUUCCCCGUCAAGAACAGCAUUGCUUUGGCCUCAGUGCAGUUGCCUCUAUCCCUGUUUUCCCAGUCAGCCCCUGGCCCCGGUGGGAACAGCUCCAGUUGCCGGCUGCAGUUUGUGGUGUUCCGUAAUGGGAAGCUGUUCCCCAGCACCGGGAACUCGAGUAACCUCGCUGACCAGAGUAGGCAGAGGAGUCCCUCCACACCAGUCAUCUUCACCGGGACAGAUGGUUGUGGUGUGAGUGAGGCCAGGGAUCCUAUCCUGGUAUCUCUGCGUCACUGGCAAACGGGUGAAGACCAGGUGGCUGCCCAUUGGGACUUUGAGCUUCUCAACGGCCAUGGAGGCUGGCAGAUUGCAGGAUGCCACAUCACACAUACCAAGGCCAACAUUACUAGCAUGUGGUGCCACACAUUCAGUAACAUGGCAGUGCUGAAGAAGAUAAAGACCCAGCCUGUGCCAACUCCUGGUGCCAUCCAAGCUCUCCACCCUAUUAUCUACAGCUGCACCGUGGUCCUCCUGAUAUGUCUCUUCAUUGCCAUCAUUACCUACAUCCUCAAGCACAACACAAUCCGGGUCUCCAGGAAGAAUUGGCACAUGUUCCUGAACCUGUGGUUUCACAUCUCGAUGACGUGUGCUGUAUUCACCGGUGGGAUCAAUCGGACUGAGUAUGGACUGAUCUGCCAAGUGAUCGGGAUAGUCCUCCAUUACUCAUCUUUGUCGACCCUGCUGUGGAUUGGAGUGGCAAUGAGAGUCAUCUACAAGGAAGUGACACACAAACCACCCCGGCAACAAGAGCUUGAAGUGCCCUCACCCAGCCAGAGACCAAUGCUCAGGUUUUAUCUCAUCGCGGGAGGGAUUCCUUUAAUAAUCUGUGGGAUCACAGCGGCAGUGAACCUGCACAAUUACAGUGACUACAGCCCAUACUGCUGGUUGGCCUGGAAGCCGAGCCUGGGAGCGUUCUACGUACCGGUGGGAUUCACCGUACUGGUCAGCUGGAUCUACUUCCUGUGUGCUGCCCUGCAUCUCCGCUGUUACCCACAGGGCAAGGCCAAAGGUCAAAGGGCACCAGAGGGAGAGCAGCAGCUUGCGGCCAACGGCAUCCAGCUGACAGACUCGGGAUCGGGAUCGGGAUCAGGAUUGGGAUCGGGUCUUUCUGAUGGUCCCUCGCUGGCCAAUGAGAAUGAGGAUACCCUGGAGGGCCACCUCUGGGCCCUGAUCACCACGCAACUCCUCUUCAUCGGCCUUUGGACAUUCGGAGCUCUGUCCGUCUCUCAGGCCCAGUCUUUGCAGGUUGUGUUCAGUUGCUUGUACGGGGUGACAGCAGUCAGCCUGGGUCUCCUGGUGCUGAUCCAUCACUGCCUCAAGCAGCAGAAUGUCUGCAGGCCAUGGCUGCCCUGUACAGGGCCAGGACCCACCGUGAACGGUAGCCUGUCCGCCCCUCCUGUCGGCUUGGGGCCUCAGCUCUGCCUGCCAGCCUGGAAGCCAGACAGCCCGCACUCCAACAAGUCCUCCUCGCUGGGGAGUAACUUCUCCGGGGCGGGCCAGGGCAAACUGAGCAACCUGCAGGCAGCCCUGAACCAGGCGGACUCCCCCAACCCCAGCGGCCUGACACCGUGCGACGUGGAGGAGCUGCCACAGCCCAGCAGUCAGUGGGCCCGGGCUAAGGCCCCUCGCCACUGUAAACACCACCAGGUCAGGAGGCCGAAGGGGGCAGUGUCGGACCCGGGCUCCAGUGAGAACGGCAGCCAGCUGGAGAGCUGUGCCAGCAGUCGCACCAGUCAGUGGAGUCACCUCGGCACGGGGAGAGGGGCAGCUGAACCAGAUGCCAGUGUGAGCCCCUCAGAGGGAAGUGACACUGGCAGCCAGCCCCAGUGCCACAGCACAGCGAUACAGUGCAGCGUCAGCGGGGAGAACCUGAAACAGCCAGCCACCUUGGACAAUCAAGUCAAGAGAAGGUCGUACCCACUGAACACGGUCAGCCAGAAUGGCACCUUCAAGGGCAGCAAGUACGACGUCACGCUGUUCGGUGGUGAGGGAAACCCAACCAUAAAUACCAGCAUGUGGAAGAGUGAGACAACAGUGUAGCUCAUCGCCGACACCGGGGAGAUGCUCCCAAACUGGGACCUUCACCAAAGCCACCAACCCUACCCACCGUCUGCUCCAGAGGUCAAAGGGAAACACACCAACGUGAGCUGGUCUCUCGUAGUGAGCUCUUUCCUGAAUGGGCCCCCCCCCCGGGAAGCUGCCGUGACAUCUCACUCUCACCGCCAAAGGGGGGCAUUUUCCGAGCGUCCAGCUGGAUGGCUGCUCAAGGAAGGUCGGAGGUCAGACCGAAGCCCCACCAAACAGGAAAGACUGUCCCUCUGCACUGACCUGGAUCACAGACUGUGGAAGGGAAAAGGAACAGUGUGGGAGGAAGGGGAAUGGGGAGGAAGUGAAAGGAAUGGUGUGUGUGUCUGUGUGUGUGUGUGUGUGUGUGUGUGUCUGUGUGUGUGUGUGUGUGUCUGUGUGUGUGUGUGUGUGUGUGUGUGUGUGUCUGUGUGUGUGUGUGUGUGUGUGUGUGUCUGUGUGUGUGUCUGUGUGUGUGUGUGUGUGUGUGUGUGUCUGUGUGUGUGUGUGUGUGUGUCUGUGUGUGUCUGUGUGUCUGUGUGUGUGUCUGUGUGUGUGUGUGUGUGUGUGUCUGUGUGUGUGUGUGUGUGUGUGUGUGUGUGUGUGUGUCUGUGUGUGUGUCUGUGUGUGUGUGUGUGUGUGUGUGUGUGUGUGUGUGUGUGUCUGUGUGUGUGUGUGUGUGUGUCUGUGUGUGUGUGUGUGUGUGUGAGAGAGACUCUGUUAGUUUUGAUUGUGUGCAGAUCGGGAACAAGCUGCUCAUGCACUUGAUGAAGAAAUUCUGUGCUUUACUGCAACAUAACUUACCAGGGUUUACCGUGCCGUGCCUUAACUUAACAUGCCUUACCGUGGUGAUUUAUAGCACCCUGUGCCUUACCGUGGCGUGUCCCCCCCCCCCCCCGGUGUGUUACCGUGCUGUGUCCCCCUCCCGGUGUGUUACCGUGCCGUGUCCCCCCUCCCGGUGUGUUACCGUGCCGUGUCCCCCCCGGUGUGUUACCGUGCCGUGUCCCCCCUCCCGGUGUGUUACCGUGCCGUGUCCCCCCUCCCGGUGUGUUACCGUGCCGUGUCCCCCCUCCCGGUGUGUUACCGUGCCGUGUCCCCCCUCCCGGUGUGUUACCGUGCUGUGUCCCCCCCGGUGUGUUACCGUGCCGUGUCCCCCCUCCCGGUGUGUUACCGUGCUGUGUCCCCCCGGUGUGUUACUCUGCCUACUGCACUAACCCUGAGCUGUCUGACUUGUGUGGCCAUACGUCAGGAUGCACGGCUGGGAAACCUGUCACUCUCAGCAUGGGGCCGGUUUGCCUUAAACAUAUAGAGUAUUACUCUUCUAUAAGUGCCAAAGAGUUAUAUAAAUCUGAUCGAGACUGA
Messenger RNA from Hemiscyllium ocellatum (epaulette shark), 5666 nucleotides. It is a transcript of the gene adgra2, whose product is annotated as adhesion G protein-coupled receptor A2. The record is from RefSeq and is a predicted model, not a curated record. Gene Ontology annotation, biological process: positive regulation of canonical Wnt signaling pathway; sprouting angiogenesis; central nervous system development. Lineage: Eukaryota; Metazoa; Chordata; Chondrichthyes; Orectolobiformes; Hemiscylliidae. Gene Ontology annotation, molecular function: G protein-coupled receptor activity; protein binding. Gene Ontology annotation, cellular component: Wnt signalosome; plasma membrane. The transcript has 19 exons. The coding region runs from base 471 to 4280 and encodes 1269 amino acids.